Drosophila busckii is the source of this 1393-nucleotide messenger RNA. Its product is annotated as transmembrane protein 205. NCBI's taxonomy places the organism in Eukaryota, Metazoa, Arthropoda, Insecta, Diptera, Drosophilidae. The record is from RefSeq and is a predicted model, not a curated record. The coding region runs from base 1 to 951 and encodes 316 amino acids. The transcript has 4 exons.
AUGUGUCAUAAUUCGGGCAUCGAAAGUGAACAAAUCGAACGCUUCAAGGAAGUAGCAGCAGCAACUGAGCAGCGCAGCAGCAUAAGCAGCAGCAGCAGCGAUUUGGCAGCACAGCAACAACGUAAGCUAAGCUCUAUGGAACCAUCCAUGGAUGAUGUCUUAGCCAUUGGCACACAAAUGACACGAAAAUUCAACGAACGCUGUUACUGUUUAAUAGCCAAAUUGCAUGGCAGUCGUCUUUAUACCAUUUUAACCAGCACAACACAACCGGCGCAUUUGCUCGCCAUUGGCAUAUUGUCCUUUGUGCUGUUAACCGUUGGACCCGAUCUCACAACGACAACGCACACUCAAGUGCAGUUGCCCACAACAACAACACAAUCAACAACAACAACGACAACAUCCUCAGCAACGACAUCACAUGUUAGCACGCUGGCCACUUUGGCAUUCUUGGGCGCAUUUGCCACACACUUUGGCUCACAAAUUUGGAUGACAUUUAUCUCGGGUCUCUCGCUUUAUUUCUCACUGCCGCGUCACACGUUUGGCCAGUGCCAGCAAAUACUGUUCCCCAAGUAUUUUGCUUUGAAUGCCAUGCUUAGCAUUAGCAUGCUCAUUAUCUAUGUGAAAUACUUUCUCAGCGGCUGGAGCAUGUCGGCGGGCAUACAGUUGGGCGCGCUAUCGCUUACCGCCUGCAUUGAGGUCAUUGUGCGUCUGUAUUUGGCACCGCCCAUGCUGCAGCUCAUGCACGAGAAGUAUAGAAUCGAGGAUGCCAUUGGCAGUGGCCAGGAGGUUGGCAGCCUGGUGCAGGGCGAUCUGGUCGAGUGUCCGCACUAUCAGCGCAUCCACAAAUCGUUUCGUCGCAUUCACAUGACCAUUGCCAUUGGCAAUAUGAUUGUGCUGCUGGCCACCUGUCUGCAAUUGUAUUUUCUGGCGUUGAAAAUACGCAUUAGCUAAGACACCAACCCGCAGUUAUUCACACAAUUUAAGAAUUUCAAUGCAGCGCCUGUGCGCAUGCAAUAGUUUUUUUUUUGUUUUUUUUCUAUCUCUCUCAUUAAGGAAUUUGUAGCGCAAUUAAGUCACACACACACACACACAUACACACAAAGCUUACACAGCAAAGCAAAUUGAUUAUGUAUCAAUGAAUUUGUCUCAAAUUAAAUUAUUAUAUAAUUAUUAACGCAUAACUUAUUAGACAAUCACACACACAUACACACACAAUAUUUAUGCAACAUUUUGUUCUAUUACUUUUCUUUAACCUGUGAUAAGCUCACUUUCUACUACUUCUUUCUACUCAUUCACACACACAAACACACACACAUCUAGUUUUUAACAAAUUUGCAAGCAAACGCUAAUGAAUAGCUUUAGCUCUUAGUUAAACAAAUUUAUCUCUCACUCU